UCGCGACGGCCUGCCACAGAGAAAAGACUUAAUCCCUUACUCGUCCGCUCUUUAAUAAUACUACCGAAUACCGCUCCCUUCUUCGAAUCUCACCAAAGAAAGGGAUAUUUGCAGUAAUAAUCAGACCCGCUCACGACCAACACAAUGCCUUCCAUCCAGCACCUCAUCUCCCGCAACGCCCCUGGCGUUGUCACCCGCGACGUCGAUGGCGGCGACACUCUCAACCUCAUGAUUGUCGUCCUCGCGUUGAUCUUCUUCGCCCUCCUCCUCGUCUCCACACUCUUCCUCAUGCGCCGCAUGCGCAGACAACAACGCCAACAGAUGCUUCCCGCCUAUCAAGAAGUCAAGGGUGGCGCCAGAAAUCACCACAACCUCACCAUCCAGACAAGUCAAGAUGGCCGCUCAAGCGUCCUCUACAUCGGCCAGGACGGACGCUCGCCGAUGCUCCAGAACCCCCAGUCCGCUCCCCACUCUCCCGACAACGUCCCCGAGAUCCACAUCACCUUCCCCGACGAGCAGGAUGAGGGCGGCCGCCGCAAGAGUGGCCGUGUCCUCGUCGUCCGCGUUGGCGACGGCGGCUCCGUCGGCCUCGAGCCUGUUCGCGACGAGCAGCUCCCGGCGUACGAGAAGGACAGCAAGUCGCAGUUUUACUCUGUCGAUAUCGACUCAAUCGGCGGCCUGCGUGAGAAGGAGCGCUUCAACUAAGCAACCAAAACCAAAACUAUCAAGUGUCCAACUUUUGCCCGGACAAAUUUCUUCUGUACAGAUCGGUCCCCGCUGUACAAACCACUCAGCAUUUUUUCUCAACAUGGCAUGGCGUUCGACGACACACACUUUUAUACCCUGCGCACCGGGAUGACUUUCUGCCCGAUGCAUGGUCCACACACAC
Molecule: messenger RNA, 889 nt
Organism: Colletotrichum phormii
Lineage: Eukaryota; Fungi; Ascomycota; Sordariomycetes; Glomerellales; Glomerellaceae
Exons: 2
Coding region: 145-705 (186 amino acids)
Source: RefSeq, a predicted model, not a curated record